CAAUAGUACCGGCGGAAGUGAGUAGAACGAGCGCGCGGCCUGUUUCGCAUAGGCGAAAAUGUCGAGCGGGGUGGGAAAACACAAGAUGCUGUCGCUGGGUCCGACGGAACCCUGGUCUAUUCGGGAGAAACUCUGUCUCGCCUCCUCAGUGAUGAGAAGCGGAGAUCAGAACUGGGUGUCUGUAAGCAGAGCCAUCAAGCCCUUCUCAGAGUCUGGACGACCCCCUGACUGGUUCUCCCAGAAGCAUUGUGCCUCCCAAUAUUCUGAGCUGCUGGAAACCACAGAGGCCCCAAAACGUAAGCGUGGUGAGAAAGGGGAGGUGGUUGAGACCAUUGAGGACGUGAUCGUCCGUAGAUUGACAGCAGAAAGAAUCGAGGAACUCAAGAGGCUGAUCAAAGACACGCAGGAGAAGUACAGGAAACUGAAGAAAGAGGUGGAUUUAAUCCAGGCAGGUCAUAUGGACACUAAACUGGAGGAGCUGUGGGCAGAGAUAGAGCUGAAAAAGAAGCAGGAAGAGGAGGAGGCGGAGCAGAAGAAGAGGGCAACUGAGGCGGCCUAUCAGGUUCGUCAGGCAGCUAAAAACACACCAAAGAGAGUCCCCAGCGUGACGGUACGUUCUCCACCCGGUGCUAGCUCUCCCAGCAUGGAAGUCUCUCAGCCAGACACAUCGCAGCCAAUGACGGAGGAAUCCUGUGCCGGUUCCAUGACUCAAGGAGUGACCGUCUUCAUGCCUGUGUCAGAGGUCACGGGUUCAGGGCCUAAAGAGUCAGGUUUGGGCGCUCUGGUGGACGACUCCCCACAGAAGAAACACCUCGCUCCGAAAGCCACACCCCCUCCCUCCCCGCUGCUGUCUGAACUGCUGAAGAAGGGCAGCCUCAUCGCUGCCAGCUCUAGACUGGUGGUUGAAGGCGAUGUGGCCACAGGUUUGAGUAAUGGAUCUCAUGUCGAGCUUCACACCUCUGCAACCGCUCUGCCUAUGAAUCAAGACAUCACAGCAGAUGCUCCUACAUUAUCUCGUCUGCUGGAGAGCUCCACCCCAGCGCAGAAACCUGUCAGUGCUGAUCCCCCUAAGUCCCCCAAAGUGGUCCCGCCAACCCCGGGCCACCUCUCUGUGCCUAAAACAGGAGCCGCAGCUGUCGCUGAAGGUUCUGGAGCAGAGGCGGUAAUGGCAGGUUCGUCCACGCCAGCGGAGGUGGAGGGGAAAGAGACAGAGCUGGUGGAGGAGGACACAGUGGUGUCAGUGUCAUACAUGGCCCACGAACUGGACCUGGAGACUGUUGGAGACAUCAUUGCAAUCAUAGAGGAGAAGGUGGACGACCCUGUGGAGGCUCUGGACGCAGCUGCAGUGGAGGCGGCUCUCUCCCUCUGUGAGGAUCCAGCGGUCGGGGGACACCCCCUCACCAGCCCCUGGGAGUCACAGUCUUUUAAGGCAGAUGAACCAGAGCCCAUUGUCCAGCAGAGCACCGCCCCAGCGGUCACACAGAGCGCCCCUGACCCUGCCGAUGUGCAGGGAGAAAUGGAGGUUCUGGUAGAGGAGGCUACAGAGACCGAAGCGGUCGACGGAGUGACAGGGGAAGCCGUGACGCCCGUCGCCCCUGACGCAGGGCAGAGCCAGGACUCCGAAGUUAAGAUAGAGAGGGAAGGAGAGGGAGAAGGAGGGAUGGAGGAAAUGCAGCAGGAGAUCAGAUCCCCAAGUCCAGCUGUGAAGUGUGAGGUGGAGGACUGGGUUCAGCCAGAGACAGUGACGCCCUGUCUGGACUCAGAGGACAGCUCAGCCUCGGCGAAAGACACAAAGGAGGUUAAAGAAGAGGAUGGAGGUAGUGAUGUGGAUGAAGGGAUGGAGAUGAAAGAGUGUGGCGAUGUGGACGGAGAGGGUGCGUAUCUCUCGGAGGUUGAUCCUCCUGCCAGUGAGAGUGAGGAUGGAUACGGCAGUCACUCCCAGCGCUACACUACUGCAGACUCCACUGCCAGCAGCCCUGCCUCAUCACAGUUCUCAAUGUGUAGUGAAGAUCAAGAGGCCUUGCAGGCUCAGAAGAUCUGGAAGAAAGCCAUCAUGCUGGUGUGGCGGGCAGCAGCCAAUCACAGGUAUGCAAGUGUGUUUCUGCAGCCUGUGUCUGAUGACAUCGCCCCUGGUUAUCACAGCAUUGUACACAGACCAAUGGACCUGUCAGCCAUCAAGAAGAACAUUGAGUCUGGGCAGAUCCGUACAACAGCAGAGUUCCAGCGUGACAUCAUGCUGAUGUUCCAGAACGCAGUGAUGUAUAACAGCUCGGAUCAUGACGUCUACCACAUGGCCCUGGAGAUGCAGAGGGAUGUUCUGGAACAGAUACAGCAGUUCUUGGCUACUCAGCUGAUCAUGCAAACAUCAGAAUCAGGCAUCAGCACCAAGAGCCUGCGUGGAAGGGAAGCCAACCGCAAACAAGACCCCAAUGAGAAGACCCUGAGUCCUGCACACAAAGACCCUCAUUUAGAGCCAGAACCACCUGCCAGAAGGAAAAGGAACAACUCCAAACAAGACACUAAUGAGAAGGACAGCCUCUCCAUGGCCUCUCCUGCUUUCCUUCUCUCUCUCUUUGACGGAGGCACUAGAGGUCGCCGCAGUGCCAUUGAGGCCGACAUGAAGAUGAAAAAGUGAACUGAGAGGUUUCACUGCAACUGUCACGGAAGUUCAAUAGGCUUUAUUUCCCUGUUUCUUUAAGAAGUUCUGGCUAAGUUUAGUUACUCAAUGCCUGGGUGGUUUGAUUCAGCAGUUCAACACAGUCUAAUUACAGCUGAACAUAAAGGACGCGAAAAGAAGAGACUUUAAG
Messenger RNA from Rhinichthys klamathensis goyatoka, 2807 nucleotides. RefSeq names its product bromodomain containing 8b (gene brd8b). Bases 59 to 2635 code for a protein of 858 amino acids. NCBI's taxonomy places the organism in Eukaryota, Metazoa, Chordata, Actinopteri, Cypriniformes, Leuciscidae. Gene Ontology annotation, molecular function: protein binding. The record is from RefSeq and is a predicted model, not a curated record. The transcript is spliced from 20 exons. Gene Ontology annotation, cellular component: NuA4 histone acetyltransferase complex.